Pipistrellus kuhlii (Kuhl's pipistrelle) is the source of this 8531-nucleotide messenger RNA. It is a transcript of the gene SCN5A, whose product is annotated as sodium voltage-gated channel alpha subunit 5. The transcript is spliced from 28 exons. Gene Ontology annotation, cellular component: plasma membrane; voltage-gated sodium channel complex; axon. The record is from RefSeq and is a predicted model, not a curated record. Gene Ontology annotation, molecular function: voltage-gated sodium channel activity involved in cardiac muscle cell action potential. Lineage: Eukaryota; Metazoa; Chordata; Mammalia; Chiroptera; Vespertilionidae. Bases 241 to 6306 code for a protein of 2021 amino acids. Gene Ontology annotation, biological process: membrane depolarization during action potential; neuronal action potential; sodium ion transmembrane transport.
GCCGGAGUCCGGGAGCCCGAGACUGCGAGCGGCGGAGCCGAGACGGCGGCGGCGGCGCCCGUGGGAUGCGGGGAUCGCGCCCCCCACGCCGCUGAGCCCUCGCCCGGAGCCCCGCGCCGAGCCGCGUCCGUGCCGAGCAGCAGCCGCCCUCCCGGGGCCCCGGCCGGGGACCCGCAGCUUCCCCCCAGGCAGCCGCCGGAGGCCGGAGGACCGCCUGGGCCCCAGAAGCAGGAUGAGAAGAUGGCAGACUUCCUGUUACCUCGGGGCCCCAGCAGCUUCCACAGGUUCACCCGGGAGUCCCUGGCGGCCAUCGAGAAGCGCAUGGCGGAGAAGCAGGCCCGGGGCUCGGCCACCCUGCAGGAGAGCCGGGACGGGCUGCCCGAGGAGGAGGCUCUCCAGCCCCAGCUGGACCUGCAGGCCUCGAAAAAGCUGCCAGAUCUCUACGGCACCCCACCCCGAGAGCUCCUCGGGGAGCCCCUGGAGGACUUGGACCCCUACUAUAGCACCCAGAAGACCUUCAUCGUGCUGAACAAAGGCAAGACCAUCUUCCGGUUCAGCGCCACCAACGCCUUGUACAUCCUCAGCCCGUUCCACCCCGUCCGGAGAGCGGCCGUGAAGAUCCUGGUUCAUUCGCUCUUCAGCAUGCUCAUCAUGUGCACCAUCCUGACCAACUGCGUGUUCAUGGCCCAGCACGACCCUCCGUCCUGGACCAAGUAUGUCGAGUACACCUUCACUGCCAUUUACACCUUCGAGUCUCUGGUCAAGAUACUGGCCCGAGGCUUCUGCCUGCAUGCGUUCACCUUCCUUCGGGACCCGUGGAACUGGCUGGACUUCAGCGUGAUUAUCAUGGCAUACACCACUGAAUUUGUGGACCUGGGCAAUGUCUCAGCUUUACGCACCUUCCGAGUCCUCCGGGCCCUGAAAACUAUAUCAGUCAUUUCAGGCCUGAAGACCAUCGUGGGGGCGCUGAUCCAGUCCAUGAAGAAGCUGGCCGACGUGAUGGUCCUCACCGUCUUCUGCCUCAGCGUCUUCGCCCUCAUCGGCCUGCAGCUCUUCAUGGGCAACCUGAGGCACAAGUGCGUGCGCAACUUCACGGAGCUCAACGGCACCAACGGCUCCGUGGAGGCCGGCGGCCAGGUCUGGGACUCGCUGGACCUCUACCUCAAUGACCCAGAGAAUUAUAUGCUCAAGAACGGCACCAGCGACGUGCUGCUGUGCGGGAACAGCUCUGACGCCGGGACGUGUCCCGAGGGCUACCGGUGCCUGAAGGCAGGCGAGAACCCUGACCACGGCUACACCAACUUCGACUCCUUCGCCUGGGCCUUCCUGGCGCUCUUCCGCCUGAUGACGCAGGACUGCUGGGAGCGACUCUACCAGCAGACCCUGAGGUCCGCAGGGAAGAUCUACAUGAUCUUCUUCAUGCUCGUCAUCUUCCUGGGCUCCUUCUACCUGGUGAACCUGAUCCUGGCGGUGGUCGCCAUGGCCUACGAGGAGCAAAACCAAGCCACCAUCGCUGAGACGGAGGAGAAGGAAAAGCGAUUCCAGGAGGCCAUGGAGAUGCUCAAGAAAGAGCAGGAGGCCCUCACCCUCAGGGGCAUGGACAGCGUGUCCCGCAGCUCCGUGGAGAUGUCCCCUCUGGCCCCAGGCUCCACCCAUGAGAAAAGGAGCAAGAGGAGAAAACGGACGUCUUCGGGGACCGAGGAGUGUGGGGAUGACAGGCUCCCCAAGUCGGACUCGGAGGACGGCCCCAGAGCCAUGAACCACCUCGGCCUCGCCCAGGGCCUCCACAGGACCUCCGUGAAGUCACGCUCCCGCCGAGGGAGCAUUUUCACCUUCCGCCGGCGAGAUAUGGGGUCGGAGACGGACUUCGCCGACGACGAGAACAGCACGGCGGGCGACAGCGAGAGCCACCGCACGUCCCUGCUGGUGCCCUGGUCCCUGCGCCGGCCCAGCGCCCAGGCACAGCCCGGCCCCGGGACCUCCGCGCCCGGCCGCGCCCUCAAUGGCAAAAGGAACAGCACCAUAGACUGCAAUGGGGUGGUCUCCCUGCUGGGGGCAGGCGACCCUGAGGCCGCCUCCCCCGGGAGCUACCUCCUCCGCCCCACGAUGCUGGAGCGCCCCCCAGACACGACCACCCCGUCCGAGGAGCCAGGCAGGCCCCAGAUGCUGACCCCCUCAACUCCGUGUGUGGAUGGCUUCGAGGCGCCAGGAGAGCGGCAGCGGGCCCUCAGCGCCGUCAGCAUCCUCACCAGUGCCCUGGAAGAGCUGGAGGAGUCUCACCGCAAGUGCCCGCCAUGCUGGAACCACUUCGCCCAGCGCUACCUGAUCUGGGAUUGCUGCCCGCUGUGGAUGUCUAUCAAGCAGAAAGUGAAGGUCAUGGUCAUGGACCCCUUUGCCGACCUCACCAUCACCAUGUGCAUUGUGCUGAACACGCUGUUCAUGGCCCUGGAGCACUACAACAUGACGACGGAGUUCGAGGAGAUGCUGCAAGUUGGAAACCUGGUCUUCACGGGGAUCUUCACUGCCGAGAUGACCUUCAAGAUCAUCGCCCUCGACCCCUACUACUACUUCCAGCAGGGCUGGAACAUCUUCGACAGCAUCAUCGUCAUCCUCAGCCUCAUGGAGCUGGGCCUGUCCAGCAUGGGCAACCUGUCGGUGCUGCGCUCCUUCCGCCUGCUGCGGGUCUUCAAGCUGGCCAAAUCCUGGCCCACGCUGAACACGCUCAUCAAGAUCAUCGGGAACUCGGUGGGGGCACUGGGGAACCUGACGCUGGUGCUGGCCAUCAUCGUGUUCAUCUUCGCCGUGGUGGGCAUGCAGCUCUUCGGCAAAAACUACUCAGAGCUGAGGCACCGCAUCAGCGAACCAGGCCUGCUGCCCCGCUGGCACAUGAUGGACUUCUUCCACGCCUUCCUCAUUAUCUUCCGCAUCCUCUGUGGCGAGUGGAUCGAGACCAUGUGGGACUGCAUGGAGGUGUCUGGGCAGUCCCUGUGCCUGCUGGUCUUCUUGCUUGUCAUGGUCAUUGGCAACCUUGUGGUCCUGAACCUCUUCCUGGCGCUGCUGCUCAGCUCCUUCAGCGCCGACAACCUCACGGCGCCGGACGAGGACGGGGAGAUGAACAACCUGCAGCUGGCCCUGGCCCGCAUCCAGCGGGGCCUGCGCUUCCUCAAGCGCACCAUCUGGGACUUCUGCUGCGGGCUCCGGCGGCGGCGGCCCCCCCCGAAGCCUGCCCUUGCCCUCGCCCUCGCCCCCCGGGCCCAGCUGCCCAGCUGCAUUGCCACCUCCAGCCCCCCGCCGCCCGCAGAGCUGGAGAAGGCACCUCCGGCCCGCAAGGAGACGCGGUUUGAGGAAGGCAAGCGGCCAGGCCAGGGCACCCCGGGGGACCCGGAGCCCGUGUGUGUGCCCAUCGCCGUGGCCGAGUCAGACACGGAGGACCAAGAGGAGGACGAGGAGGAGAACAGCCUGGGCACCGAGGAGGAGUCCAGCAAGCAGCAGGAGCCCCCGCCCGCGUCCAGCAGCCCAGAGGCCCCUCCGGAGCCCGGGGCCUGGAGCCAGGUGUCUGAGACCGCCUCCUCCGAGGCCGAGGCCGGCGCGGCCCAGGCGGGCAGGCGGCAGCAGCGGGAAGCGGAGCCCCGGACCCAGGGGUGCCGCGAGACCCACGAGGACAGUUACUCCGAGGGGAGCACAGCGGACAUGACCAACACCGCCGACCUCCUGGAGCAGAUCCCUGACCUCGGCGAGGACGACAAGGACCCGGAGGACUGCUUCACCGAAGGCUGUGUCCGGCGCUGUCCCUGCUGCACCGUGGACACCACGCAGGCCCCGGGGAAAGUCUGGUGGCGGCUGCGCAAGACCUGCUACCGCAUCGUGGAGCACAGCUGGUUCGAGAGCUUCAUCAUCUUCAUGAUCCUGCUCAGCAGCGGAGCGCUGGCUUUCGAGGACAUCUACCUGGAGGAGCGGAAGACCAUCAAGGUCCUGCUCGAAUACGCCGACAAGAUGUUCACCUACGUGUUCGUGCUGGAGAUGCUGCUCAAGUGGGUGGCCUACGGCUUCAAGAAGUACUUCACCAACGCCUGGUGCUGGCUGGACUUCCUCAUCGUGGACGUCUCGCUGAUCAGCCUGGUGGCCAGCACGCUGGGCUUCUCGGAGAUGGGCCCCAUCAAGUCGCUGCGGACGCUGCGGGCGCUGCGGCCCCUGCGAGCCCUGUCCCGAUUCGAGGGCAUGAGGGUGGUGGUCAAUGCCCUGGUGGGCGCCAUCCCGUCCAUCAUGAACGUCCUCCUCGUCUGCCUCAUCUUCUGGCUCAUCUUCAGCAUCAUGGGCGUGAACCUCUUCGCGGGGAAGUUUGGGAGGUGCAUCAACCAGACGGAGGGGGACACGCCUUUGAACUACACCCUCGUGAACAACAAGAGCGACUGUGAGUCGUUCAACGUGACCGGCGAGUUGUACUGGACCAAGGUCAAAGUCAACUUCGACAACGUGGGGGCCGGCUACCUGGCCCUGCUGCAGGUGGCAACAUUUAAGGGCUGGAUGGACAUUAUGUACGCGGCUGUGGACUCCAGGGGGUAUGAAGAGCAGCCCCAGUGGGAAUACAACCUCUACAUGUACAUCUACUUUGUCGUGUUCAUCAUCUUCGGAUCCUUCUUCACCCUGAACCUCUUCAUCGGCGUCAUCAUCGACAACUUCAACCAACAGAAGAAAAAGUUAGGGGGCCAGGACAUCUUCAUGACGGAGGAGCAGAAGAAGUACUACAAUGCCAUGAAGAAGCUGGGUUCCAAGAAGCCCCAGAAGCCCAUCCCCCGGCCCCUGAACAAGUACCAGGGCUUCGUCUUCGACAUCGUGACCAAGCAGGCCUUCGACGUCACCAUCAUGUUCCUCAUCUGCUUGAACAUGGUGACCAUGAUGGUGGAGACCGACGACCAGAGCUUGGAGAAGAUCAACAUCCUGGGCAAGGUCAACCUGCUCUUCGUCGUCAUCUUCACGAGCGAGUGUAUCAUCAAGAUGGGCGCCUUGCGGCACUAUUACUUCACCAACAGCUGGAACAUCUUCGACUUCGUGGUUGUCAUCCUCUCCAUCGUGGGCACCGUGCUCUCGGACAUCAUCCAGCAGUACUUCUUCUCCCCAACGCUCUUCCGAGUCAUCCGCCUGGCCCGCAUCGGCCGCAUCCUCAGGCUGAUCCGUGGGGCCAAGGGGAUCCGCACGCUGCUCUUCGCCCUCAUGAUGUCCCUGCCCGCCCUCUUCAACAUCGGGCUGCUGCUCUUCCUCGUCAUGUUCAUCUACUCCAUCUUCGGCAUGGCCAACUUCGCCUACGUCAAGUGGGAGGCAGGCAUCGACGACAUGUUCAACUUCCAGACCUUCGCCAACAGCAUGCUGUGCCUCUUCCAGAUCACCACGUCGGCCGGCUGGGACGGCCUCCUCAACCCCAUCCUCAACACGGGGCCCCCCUUCUGCGACCCCAAUCUGCCCAACAGCAACGGCUCCCGGGGGAACUGCGGGAGCCCAGCCGUGGGCAUCAUGUUCUUCACCACCUACAUCAUCAUCUCCUUCCUCAUCGUGGUCAACAUGUACAUCGCCAUCAUCCUGGAGAACUUCAGCGUGGCCACGGAGGAGAGCACCGAGCCCCUGAGCGAGGACGACUUCGACAUGUUCUACGAGAUCUGGGAGAAGUUCGACCCGGAGGCCACCCAGUUCAUCGAGUACACGGCCCUGUCCGACUUCGCCGACGCCCUGUCCGAGCCGCUGCGGAUCGCCAAGCCCAACCAGAUCAGCCUCAUCAACAUGGACCUGCCCAUGGUGAGCGGCGACCGCAUCCACUGCAUGGACAUCCUCUUCGCCUUCACCAAGAGGGUCCUGGGGGAGUCCGGGGAGAUGGACGCCCUGAAGAUCCAGAUGGAGGAGAAGUUCAUGGCGGCCAACCCGUCCAAGAUCUCCUACGAGCCCAUCACCACCACGCUCCGGCGCAAGCACGAGGAGGUGUCUGCCACCGUCAUCCAGCGGGCCUUCCGGAGGCACCUGCUGCAGCGCUCCAUGAAGCACGCCUCCUUCCUCUUCCGCCAGCAGGCGGGCCUCUCCGGGGAGGAUGCCCCCGAGCGAGCGGGCCUCCUCGCCUACAGGAUGAACGAGAGCUUCUCCCAGCGCCUGGGCCCGCCCUCCAGCUCCUCCAUCUCUUCCACCUCCUUUCCCCCUUCCUAUGACAGUGUCACCAGGGCCACCAGCGACAACCUCCAGGUGCGGGUGUCUGACUACAGCCGCAGCGAAGAUCUCGCGGAUUUCCCCGUGUCCCCCGACAGGGACCGAGAGUCUAUCGUGUGAGCCUGGCCCAGGCUGGCCAAGACACCCCGAAAGGCAGCCUGUUGCCUCGAGGCAGCCACAAGCCAGCACCCGCUGGGCCUUCCUUGCCUGGGGCUUCAGGGGUGAGAGAUGAGCCUCAGCCCCGUGGGUCGACAAGGCAGAGUUCGAUGGCGCCCGCGUGGAUGGCCGGGAGCAGUUGGCCAAGCCAACCGCUCGGGACGGCCUGUCCCUGGAGACCCUCAACUCCCACCAGUGGCCUGGUCUGGUCAGGCGACACCCCGGGGCUCCGAAAAGCAACCCCGCCCCAGCUGCUGCGGCACAGUAGAACACGGAGACUGUCUAUGUUGUGAAUGGCUUUCAUAAAUUUAUUAUAUUUGAUAUUUUUUUACUUGAGCAAAGAACCAACGUUGUCCCCCGUGGACCUGGGCAACGACUCACACCGCCCUUCCAAACUCUGAGCGGGGGUGUGCGGCUGCUGGAACUCUGUUCUCCAAGCAGAAGUGGGAUCGGUGUGGCUCCCACAGGCCUUCCCUGCAGCAAGGGGGUCCCCUGCCGCUCGGGCUGCAGAACCAGGAGGGCUGAGCCCCUCUUCUCACACACAUGUGCGCACACAGGCCACACACCAGCUGCUCUCAGACGAGGGCCAGGUAGCUCCCCCUGGCCCAGCCCCAAGGAGACAGACCUUUCCUCCCAGCCCCACGGUGGGCGUCUUGUCGGCGGGGACUCCACCUGGCCUUCCGUUGUCCCCAAGGUCCUGUGUUCCCCUGUGUUUAGGCAGGACCCAGUAGGACACUCUGAAAAGCAGCCGAGUAGGGUCAGUUCUACAAAAGCGAAAGGCUUCUGGGAGAGAGUUGCCUGGGUCCCAGGGCUGGUCCUGGGGGCUGAAGCUUGGCCUCUGUAAGAGUAUUAACGUAAAAUGGGCGGGCCUGAGGGAGCCGGCCCACCCUCCGCCUGGCACCCAGCUGUUCUUGCUCCCGAGCCUGGCAGAUCCUGCCUCAGGCUGGGUACACAGGCUGAGCACCGUGGGGUUGGGCCUAAGAAGCUCAACAGCCCUUCAUCCAUGUGAAGAGGGAAACUCUGUUCUCUUUCCGGACUUCCUCCCUCUAUCCAUGGGGCUGAGGGGAUGCCUGUGUGGUCCCAGCUCCUCUCCAAACGCAGCCGCGUGGGAGUGGGAAGGCAGCCUGGGUCCUAGGCAGGGUUGAGCAGGCUCGUUCCCGUGCCCUGGGAGGGGAAUGAACCAUGGGACCCCUUGGGAAGGGGACAGUGUGGCCUUGGCCCAGCCCCUCCGGCUCAGCUUGGGGUCCUGGUGGCACCUGCACACAGGACCUCCUGCGGGGAGGGAGGGUCCAGGCUGUCCCACAGGUCUUGUCGGAAGGCUUUUUCAGGGAAAAACACUUUUUCUAACCCAGUAACCCCCCGGGGGGCCUCUUCAGCUGCUGACAAUCCUAUUUAGCAUAUGCAAAUCUUUUCCUGUGGGGAGCUGUCACCCUGUGAGUGACAGCGUUGGCAAGUGGGCGGAGCCUGAGCAGGCCGGCGCUGGGCCCCUGCUUCCAGCUCGCCAGCAAGGCCGCCCCCCCCCCUCCGCGGGGCAUCCAACCUCACAGCCGCCUCUCGGCCGCCCGGGAAGCCAGACACGGGCUGCUCCCAACCUACCUCUCCGAGCUGUCAGAGGGCUGGACGUUCUGAGCUCCUGGCACUGCCGGUGGCGUUGCCAGGGAGUCAAGUAUUACAAUUCUCCUUGCCACCCCGGCCCAACCCCACUGCACUCCAGUGGUUUCCCUUCUCCCUCACCCCCUGUCCCCUUUGCGCCCAGCGCGGGACCAGGUUUGAACUGUCCCAGCGACACUUCUCCGGGUGGAAAUCUUAUUUUUGUAGUUCCCUGUGCUUGGCUCUCGGCCUCCCUCCCUGCACUCCACACCAUGCACGGGCGGGAAUGCGGCCGGGGCGGCGCCGGCUGCCAGCCCAGCUGCCGGAAGGAGCCUGUGGGGUUGGGUGGCCAGCCCAGAGCCCGAGACAGGUGCCCGGGGCUGGCCGCUGGCAGCGCCAGGAGCUGCGGACAGGGUGGUCACGGGCAGGGAUUGGCGAGGCAUGACUCCUUAGCUUUUUUCCUUCUUUUUCUAGAACUGCACAAUGGCCGGCAGGAAGGGAGAGGAGGGUAGGAAAAGGGAGGGAGGGACGAGGGUCAGGUGCCAGCUGUUGUCUGAACUAACCGAGCACUUCUCACCAAACUUUGUGUGUAAAUAAGA